Ahaetulla prasina is the source of this 5431-nucleotide messenger RNA. Its product is annotated as zinc finger protein 345-like. The record is from RefSeq and is a predicted model, not a curated record. NCBI's taxonomy places the organism in Eukaryota, Metazoa, Chordata, Lepidosauria, Squamata, Colubridae. Gene Ontology annotation, molecular function: DNA-binding transcription repressor activity, RNA polymerase II-specific. Gene Ontology annotation, biological process: negative regulation of transcription by RNA polymerase II. The transcript has 6 exons. The coding region runs from base 1567 to 4044 and encodes 825 amino acids.
UGGGGUUUGGUCUGACAUCUGCUCGGUUGACAUGCCCAAAAUACGUGAUUUCUUUGAAACUAAGACUGAUGGGCUGUUCUUGCAAUCCCUGGUGCUGGUCCUAAUCAUCUCCACAUCCAUCAUGCAAGACACAUCUUCUGUGUCUUGCUCGCUGUGUAAAUUUCACAAGCUUUGGGGCUCAGCUGGAAACAGUGUUUGAGGCCGGUGUUUCUCAAUCUUGGAAAGUUUAAGCUGGGUGGACUUCAACUCCCAGAAUUCUUCAAUCGAUAUGCAUGUGCAGAAUGGAUGGGGAAUUCUGGGAGUUGAAAACCAGAUUUCUUUAAAUUCCCAAGGUUGAGCUGUAUCGGGACAGCAAAACUUGUUUCUUCUUGUCUUUGCAGAUAAUACCCAGCUUGGUACAGGCGAUAAGAAGCGGUGCCUUUGCAAAAUUAUAAAUAAGCACAUUAAUGAAAGUUUAAUGAAAAGAAGGAGUAAGGGAGACAUGAUAGCAAUGUUCCAAUAUCUCAGGGGUUGCCACAAAGAAGAGGGAGUCAAACUAUUCUCCAAAGCACCUGAGGGUAGAACAAGAAGCAAUGGGUGGAAACUAAUCAAGGAGAGAAGCAACUUAGAACUAAGGAGAAAUUUCCUGACAGUUAGAACAAUCAAUAAGUGGGACAAUUUGCCUGCAGAAGUUGUGAAUGCUCUGACACUGGAAAUUUUUAAGAAAAUGUUGGAUAGCCAUUUGUCUGAAAUGGUGUAGGGUUUCCUGCCUGGGCAGGGGGUUGGACUAGAAAACCUCCAAGUUCCCUUCCAAUACAGUUGUUAUGUUAUGUUAUGUUAUGUUAUGUUAUGUUAUGUUAUGUUAUGUUAUGUUAUGUUAUGUUACUUUUCAUCACGGGCACUUUUCAAUUUGCACGUGCGAUACCUAAUUUCAUGUUUGAAGCAAGGAGGAGAAGAGGAUUCUUUGAAUAACUAUGCAUAGUUUUUUUAAUAGGCUCUGUAAAUUUAAUAAAACAGCUUUAUAAUUUUGCCACCGCUGAACUGCCGACCUUUCGAUCGACAAGCUCAGCAUCUUAGCCACUGAGCCACCAUGGCUCAGUGCCUAAGAUGCUGAGCUUGUCGAUCGAAAGGUCGGCAGUUCAGCUGUUUGAAUCCCUAGUGCCACGUAACAGGGGGAGCUCCCGUUACUUGUCCAAGCUUCUGCCAACCUAGCAGUUCGAAAGCACAUAAAAAAAUGCAAGUAGAAAAAUAGGGACCACCUCUGGUGGGAAGGUAACAACGUUCCGUGUGCCUUUAGCAUGUAGUCAUGCCGGCCACAUGACCACGGAAAUGUUUUCAGAUAGUGCUGGCUCUUCGGCUUUGAAACAGAGAUAAGCACCGCUCCCUAGAGUUGGGAACGACUAGCACAUAUGUGCGAGGGGAACCUUUAACUUUACCUUAUAAUUUUGCCAACAAAAUGCAAAUGUUUAUUUUUAAUCGAUGUGCCAAACUUUUUGGGGACUCUCCUCCUUGUGUCCCUCCCAGGUUGUUGUCCUUUGUCUCUGAACGUUCUGCCGUGUGCCGCCAUCUUGGUGAAGCUCUCCAAGGAUGAAAAUGGAAGAAGAAGGAACUCUUAGUUGUCUGCCAGGAGAGCCAUCCAAACCAGCCGGAGAAAUCCUUCAUGGGGUCAUUGUCGAUUGCAAGACCAGAGCGGACUUCAGAGGACAAGGCAAAUCUCUGGAUGGAGAUACGGGAAGAUCCUGCGGACAGGCCAUCCUGCCUCAGGUGAAAGGAGAAUCAGAGGAGCACUGGGAAGUCCAGUGGAAGACAUUUUUGAGGACUAUGGAGUCCUCUCACCCGGUCUGGGGAAUGACCCAUUUCCCGGAGGACCCUUCCUUGUGGGAAGAUGCCAAGACCUUCCUGGGCUCCUUCGAGCAAGUGGCCAAGGCCUGUCGCUGGCCCAGGGAGCAAUGGGUAACCUGGCUCUUGCCCGCCCUCAAUGGAGAAGCCAGGCAGGCCUUCGAUAAGAUGGAACCUGAAGACCGAGAGGAUUAUGGGAAAGUGAAGACAGCCAUCUUGCGAGAGGAUGCUCUGAGCAGAGAGAAGAUUCGCAGGCGCUUCCGGCAGUUUGGCUACUGGCAGGCCGACGGGCCAAGAGCCGUCUAUGUCCAGCUGCGGGACCUCUGCCGCCAGUGGCUGAAGACCGAGAAGAACAGUAAAGAGCAGAUUGUGGAAUUGCUGGUCUUGGAACAAUUUCUGGCUAUCCUUCCCCCAGAAAUGCAGAGCUGGGUGUGCGAAUGCGGCCUGGAGACCUGUGCCGAGGCCGUGGCCCUGGUGGAGGAUUUCCUCUCGAGGCAGCGAGAGGCUCCGAGGAAGGAAAAGCAGGGCAUCUUGGAGGAAGCCCAGGCUGUUUUCUCCUGGACUCCAGCUGAGCCGGGACAGAGACCCCUCUAUGUCAACUCAACGCUGGAAGGCAAUGAUGGACAGGCCCCUUUGUUAGAAAGUCCACUGUUACCCCAAAGUGAUGUCUCUUGGCUGGGAGAGAAAAACAAAACAUUUUUUCAGAGUUCAGAAGAAGGAACGCCUCCAGAAAGUGUCUCCAAGAAGGAAGAUGGAGGUGAAAUACCUAAAGAGUUGGAAAGAGCCAGAUGUGAAGCUCUGAGGGAAAUCACCUGGAAUCCGGAUAUUUCACAGAUGCAGGAAUGUGAUCCGGCCGGAGAAAAGGAUAAAUCUCUGUCGGAUCGGACCGCUGAUGUGGACGAGGUCCCAGUUCCUCAGGAAAAGCAACGGAAGAAGAGGAAAAACCGGUGCCUCGUUGUUAUCCCUGAGGAGAGACCAAGCAAAAACUCAGCUUUUGGGAAGGGGGUCCCCCUCCAUCAAAGACUCCAUGGCCGAGAACUGCCCCAUAAAUGCUCGGACUGCGGCAAGGGCUUCGGUCACAAAGCGAACCUUACGUCGCACCAGAGAGUCCACCGGCUGGAGAAGCUCUACGACUGCUCCAACUGCGGCAAGACGUUUCUUCGCAAGUCCAUCUUGGAUAUGCACCUGAGGAUGCACACGGGUCAGAAGCCCUUCAGCUGCUCCGACUGCGGCCUAAGCUUAAGCGCCCAUUCGAGUCUCGUCAGGCAUCAGCGGAUCCACACCCGGGAGAAACCCUACAAGUGCUCCGAGUGCGAGAAAAGCUUCAGUCAGAACUCGGACCUAAUCCGGCAUCAGCGGCUUCACACGGGGGUAAAACCCUAUCGGUGCUCUGAAUGCGGGAAGAGCUUCAGUCGGGUAAAUAGUCUGACAGUGCACCAGAGGACUCAUACGGGCGAGAAGCCCUUCCGAUGUUUCGAGUGCGGGAAAAGCUUCAGUCGAGGCGAUUAUCUGAUUUUGCAUCAAAAGCUUCACCGGGGGGAGAAGCCGUACAAGUGUUCGGAGUGCGGCAAGGGCUUCUACCGAAGCACCCGGCUGAUUUCCCAUAAGAGGGUCCACCUGGCCGAGAAACUGUACAAGUGUUUCCGUUGCGGCAAGAGCUUCGGCGACGAGGCCAAGCUCGACCAACACAAGCAGGCCAAGCACACGAACGAGAGGCCGCACACCUGUGCCGAGUGCGGCAAGAGCUUCCGUCGGAGCACCCACCUCACCAGGCACCAGAAAAUUCACACCCGCAAAGCCCGGUAUCGCUGCCUGCAGUGUGAGAAGACCUUCACUUGUCGAAAGCAUCUCCUGUCCCACGAACGGACUCACACGGGGGACAAACCGUACAAAUGCCUGGAUUGCGGCAAGAGGUUCAGUUUCAGCGGGAACCUCGCCUCGCACCUGCGAAUGCACACGGGGGAGAAGCCGUACCUGUGCCUCGAGUGCGGGAAGAGUUUCAGCCGGAGCGCACACCUCACUUUGCACCAGAGGACCCACACCGGGGAGAAGCCGUACACCUGCCUGGAGUGCGGGAGAGCCUUCAGCCAGAGCAGCAACCUCACUUCGCAUCAGCGCAUCCACACCGGGGAGAAGCCGUAUGAGUGUCCCGUCUGCGGGAAACAAUUCUCGCGCGGCGACUCACUGGUCUCGCAUCAGAGAAUCCAUGCCGCGGAAAUAAUCUGAUCCAGGGUUUAGGGCAUUUGGCGCCACGGGAGGUCACUCUGCAAUGAGCUUCCAUUGUGAAGGAGGGGGAAAAAUAUGGGAAAGAAAGCUGACUCUCGCUUCAUGUCAAAUAAUCAAGUGUGUUUCAGAAGCUUCUUCGCUGGUCGUCUUUGGAGAUCCUCGAAGGUCGUGGUUGUCCCAAAGUUGCUUUUCCAAAACUUUUCUUGGGUUUUUUAAUUCUCCUUGAAAACGUUUCGCUUCUCAUCCAAGAAGCUUCAGAAUGGAAAUUCUUCAGACUUAAAUCUUCUUGGAUGAGGAGCGAAACGUUUUCAAGGGGAAAAAACAACAACAAGAAGCAAGGAAGUCCAGUUUCCAAUUGGAAAAGCACCUUUGGGACUUCUUCAUUUGUUGCGUACAUGGACGAACAGAAUUAGAAAACUAUAGUCAAGGAUAGUGUAUUAUAUGUUAUAGAGGAGGGGUGUCAAACUUGAGGCCUGGGGGCCAGAUAUGGCCCGCGGGGGGCUUAGAUCUGGAAACAGCAAAGAACUGGCCCGUGAUGCCUCUGACAACAAAAACACUGCCCGCUGCCCUCCCGAACUCCAUUUUCGCUGCUAGAGGGUUGCAGGAUGCCAUCACAGCUAAAAACGGAGCUCGCGAGGGCCGUGGGCAGCCAUCCCAAGCCCCGUUUACACUGGCAGAGGGUUGCAGGAAGCCGUCGCAGCUGAAAAUGGAGCUCGGGACUCCGUUUUUGCUGGCAGAGCAUUCAGGCCGCCACAGGCGCCCCCUGACACGAGUGAUGUCGAGCUGGCUGUGUCCCCCCGGGCCCCCCCAGAUCAAACACAGCCCUGAUGCGGCCCUUAAUGAAAUAAAAGUUUGACACCCGUUAUAGAGGUAUAUAAGAAUCUAAGGAAUGCCCUGCAGGAUCGGAACCGAGGCCCAAGGUCUCCCAGAAGAUGGCCUUCAGAGGCAGCCAUCCUGCCGUCAAGACCUUCCUUCGUUCAGUCAGUGGUUUAACUCUCCUUCUCAUGGAUGCUCUGAAGUAGAGCACCCUGAGACGGAGCAUCCUAUCUUAACGAACAUGGUAUCUAUCAGUCUGCCAUCUGUUGAAAGGUUAUUGGAAUCUAAACUGUGCCCUGCUGGAUUGAGAUCCCUGGCCCAUCUGAUCUCGCAAUUUGUUCUCCCAGUUGGCCCACCAAAACACCCAAAGGUGAACCACUGGUCUCCCAGCUGAUGGCCUUCAGAGGCAGCCACCCUGCCACUCAGGCUAAGAGCCAUAAUCCACAGGGACUAGGUAGGUAGGAGACUCUAAUGCCCCAAAUCUCUUUGAACCCAGGACAUUCCAUAGUGCAGGGGUCUCCAACCUUGGUCCCUUUAAGACUUGUGGACUUCAACUCCCAGAGUCCCUCAG